AUGGCGACACGACUCCACGAUCUGAUUCACGUUUCUGCCCAAGCUGACCCUGAUGCUGGCGCGUUGACGGUCAAAAAACAACAUUUGAGCUACGGUCAAUUAGCCUCUGAAACGCUGAAAAUUGCCAGUGGGCUGUCGGCAAUGGGCGUACGAAAGUUCGAUCGCGUUGCAGUAUUUCUGGAAAAGCGAUUUGAGACAGUGGUAGCGUUUUUCUCUGUCAGCAACGCGGGUGCUGUCCUGGUUCCUGUAAAUCCGGUGCUGAAAGCCGCACAGGUAGGCCAUAUCCUUCGCGAUUGUGAGGCAACAGUGCUGAUUACCAGCAUCGCGCGAUUGUCGGCAUUAACCCAGGAACUCACCCAUUGCCCUUCACUCGAUCAUGUCGUUUUGGUUGAUGAAGCGGCGCCGGAUUCCACCGAUGAUUCGAUCAAGCGCUGGCAAGAACUUCAAGCGGGAUCGGCGCGGCCACUGCCGCGGGUUAUUGACACCGAUUUGGCCGCCAUCCUGUAUACCUCAGGCAGUACCGGGCAACCGAAAGGGGUCAUGCUAUCGCACCGCAAUAUGGUGGCUGGCGCGCAGAGUGUGGCUCAGUAUCUGAACAACACCUCCACGGAUUGCAUCCUGUCUGCUCUGCCGUUAUCGUUUGACGCUGGUUUCUCUCAGUUGACAACCGCGUUUAGUGUCGGCGCCAGAGUGGUAUUGCUCAACUACCUGAUGCCUCGCGAUGUUAUUGGAAGUAUGGAUCAGGAAGGCGUUACCGGCCUAACAGCAGUGCCGCCGCUGUGGAUACAGCUGGGCCAAUUGCAAUGGCCAGAAUCUGUUGUGGAGUCGCUCAGAUAUUUCGCCAAUACAGGGGGCCAUAUGCCGGCCCAAACGUUGGCUCGACUACGUGAAGCCUUGCCCCGCUCAAAACCCUUUCUGAUGUACGGCCUGACCGAAGCGUUCAGGGCCACCUAUCUGCCGCCAGAACAGGUGGACGCAAAACCGGACUCCAUGGGCAAAUCAAUUCCAAACAGCGAGGUAUUUGUACUCAGAGAGGACGGCACCUGUUGUGAUGCUGAUGAGCCGGGUGAGCUGGUGCAACGCGGAGCCCUGGUAGGGAUGGGCUAUUGGAACGACCCGGAAAAAACGGCGGCCCGAUACAGACCAUUGCCGGAUCAUCUGCGUCCGCCGGGUGUGGUGACGCCCGAGCUGGCAGUAUAUUCCGGAGAUGUAGUUCGGCUGUGA
Nerophis lumbriciformis (worm pipefish) is the source of this 1224-nucleotide messenger RNA. The record is from RefSeq and is a predicted model, not a curated record. Lineage: Eukaryota; Metazoa; Chordata; Actinopteri; Syngnathiformes; Syngnathidae.